CGAGACGGCUGCAAAUCCGCAUGUGUCGUGAGAGCAGCAAGAAGCACAGCUCACAAACUUACACUGUUCCGAUUAAAAAUGGAAGUUUGGCCUCGCCGCGACGACGACGACGACGACGUGGCGAUGUGACGUGCAAGAAGAGAAAUCUCAGAUUGAAGAGAAUAAAAAUAUUACAUUUGUUAUGUGCCACCAAAAGAGAUGCCAUCAGAAAUAGGCAUCGAGGACAUGUUGACUAGGCAGGAUGAUGAGACUAGAGAAGAAUCUCACAUGGAGACUGGGAUUACUUCGUUGGAUAACACCAGGCAGGAGGAAAGUAACAAUUGUACAGAGACAGCAGAAAAUGAAAUAGCCAACACUAGAAAUGAUAACUAUACCUACAAUAAUGCAGACGAAGCAAGGAAUUUAGACAACACCUUGCAAUCAUUGAGCCAUGAAAGCAUAAUUAUGGAAAAUGGUUCUAGUAUCUGUGAGACUGUCAACGAAAGAUUAAGAAUAAUGGAAAAUGAUGUAGAGAACAAUGUGACUGAGUCAUUGAGAUGCGACUCUGAAACUCAGAGCAGUAGUAGUAUUAGUAGUAAUGUUGCAUCUAGUGCAGUCAGUUCCACAGGCACAACCGAUAAUACAACGCAAACCUCAUCGCAAGAUACUCAAACUGAUAAUGUUCCACACCUACCUAAAGAGCCAUCUAGAAAGAAUUUCAUCAGGUAUCUUGAAAAUAACUCAAACAAUGCUGAAGGUUCUCAAACCAUUUCUGCGGGUAGCUCACUGUAUGACACAAACAGAUCCAAUGACACUGACUCAACAAGAAUUGAGCCAAAUGGUGAUUCCAUUGAUGGCGCAGCCUCUUUACCAUUGCAAAUUCCUGUAUUGGAUUCUUCCUUGAAUGAAGGAUCUUCAACUUGUGAUAAUGACAUUGUCCUGGUCAAUAGAAAUAAACCAUUUCAGUUGCCAAGUUUGGUGAAUCUUUACGAAGCAGCGGAGGCGCAGAGAGCUGAGUUUGAAGAUCAUGAUGUUCUUAAUGCUAUGUCGUCCAUGGAUAUUGAUGCUGGUUUAUUUGCAACUGGUGAGAACAAUGGUUCUGAUCCUGAAUGCCAGCAGUCUACUGAUUCAAGAAGAAAUAGAAAGAAAACAACAGAUACAAAUGGCCAUGCGCCAUGUGAAGGAGCCGAGUACUACCAGCUCUGGCGAAGUACUGGUGGUGUUUCCUCGUCAGACUUGGUUUACGAUUCCGUAUACCCCAACCCUCCUCCUCUACCUCCAAGAGCAGUUCAUAAACCUCUACACAGAAUGAACGCGCUCAAGUUGCCCAGACGGCAUACGCAAAAACUUUCGGCUCCUCUACGCCCAGAAGACUGCUUUGGUUUUGAAAUCGUCGAUGUCGACGAAGCGUCAAAUUUGAAGAUGAGAACAGCGGUGACAAAGAGUAUAGCUCUGCUUAGUUCUCCGCGUUCACAUCGUCCGGCUAUUAGACCCGAAGUAGCUGGUACUAGUGGUCAAUCGUCUACUUCAUCCGAGUGUCCACCAACGCCAACCCAUCGGCCGAAAGCUUUACGUCCUUUGCCCAUGUGUCCUACUAGUUCUGCAGUGAAUUCUACCGAAGAACCUUUACCACCUUCUUGGGAAGCCCGAAUAGAUAGCCACGGACGCGUGUUUUACAUUGACCAUAUAAACCGUACAACAACGUGGCAACGCCCAGGUGCAUCGACGCGCAAUGCCGGCUGCGAUCUACGUCUCCAACAAUUAGACCGUCGCUACCAAAGUGUACGUCGAACGAUUUCUCGACCGGACAACAUCGAGCGAGAAACUGUUGCAGCUGCCUCAGCCAUCGCGAUUUCUUCGAGUUCAAGCUCAUCUCGUUCCGAAGCAGCUCAAGCAUCACACGAAGCUUUCGAUAUCACCAACACGCCGACAGUACAGUUCCUUACAAGGCCGGAUUUCUUCAAUGUUCUGCACACGAAUGUCGAAGCUAUGGAGCAAUACAAUAGAAAUACUAGUUUGAAGUAUAUGAUCAGUAAGAUCAGAAGGGAACCGAGAUUGUUUCCUAGGUAUGAGCAUAAUAGAGAUCUUGUGGCGUUGGUCAAUUUCUUUGCCGAUCAGUCUAAGGAGCUGCCGGCUGGAUAUGAGUCUAAGCUCGAUAGAACUGGCAAGAGAUUCUUCAUCAACCACGCUAGAAAAGCAACAUCCUUCAUCGAUCCUCGAUUACCUACCGAAGCAGCACAUCCUCGCAUGUUACUAGACGAAGCACCAAUUCCACCACCUCGUCCACAACAGUCAAUGACAACAACCGUCCCUGAUAUUCCAAUCGCUUACAACGAUAAAGUAGUCGCUUUUCUUAGACAACCAAAUAUUAUUGAUAUUCUAAAGGAGAGGCAUUCAGGACUCGCACAGAAUAUUUCACUCAGAGAGAAGGUCAACGCAAUACGCAUCGAAGGGACUUCCGCGCUUCAAAGAUGGAGUCAUGAUGUACCCCUUGCUCUAUUACUUAGUUUGUUUGAACAAGAAAUUAUGUCUUACAUACCGGGCAACGUUGGAAGGUCUCCAGUGAAUAGUCCGCACGCAUCACCGGGCUUGGCAAGAGCAUCUGGACGAGCUCCAGCUCCUUACCGAAGGGAUUUCGAGGCAAAGCUUAGAACGUUUUAUAGGAAGUUGGAGAGUAAAGGUUACGGUCAAGGUCCUGGGAAACUCAAAUUACAUAUAAGGCGAGAGCAUCUAUUAGAAGACGCUUUUACUCAUAUAAUGGCUGUGUCAAAGAAAGAUUUGCAAAAGGGUAAACUCGUAGUGAUGUUCGACCAUGAGGAAGGUUUAGACUACGGUGGUCCAUCUCGUGAAUUUUUCUUCCACUUGUCACGCGAACUUUUUAAUCCGUACUAUGGUUUGUUUGAAUACUCAGCCAACGACACCUAUACCGUCCAGAUAUCUCCCAUGUCCGCUUUCGUCGACAAUUAUCAUGAUUGGUUUAGAUUUUCUGGGCGAGUUCUUGGUUUGGCACUUGUUCAUCAAUAUUUACUCGAUGUUUUCUUCACACGACCGUUUUAUAAAGCUUUGCUAAGGAUUACUGCCAACUUAAGUGAUCUUGAAAGUUUGGAUCAAGAGUUUCAUCAGAGUUUGAUGUGGAUUAAGGAAAAAGAUAUUAGUAUUGAGCCGCUAGAGCUUACUUUCUCCGUCACGGAGGAGUUGUUAGGGCGAGUAGCAGAGCGAGAAUUAAAACCAGGCGGUAGAAACAUUCCCGUCACGGAAAAGAAUAAAAAGGAAUAUCUUGAGCGAAUCCUUCGAUGGCGAUUAGAACGCGGUGUCGCCGAGCAAACUGAAUCUCUUGUAAGGGGCUUUUACGAAGUUGUAGAUCCUCGACUAGUAUCAGUGUUCGAUGCACGAGAACUUGAAUUGGUGAUAGCUGGUGCUGCGGAGAUUGAUCUCAACGAUUGGCGAGCACAUACUGAGUAUAGAAGUGGAUACCACGACGCUCAUCCUGUGAUCGAAUGGUUUUGGAGUAGUAUUAGUCGGUUUACUAACGAGCAAAGGCUUAGAUUAUUGCAAUUUGUAACUGGUACCUCAAGUAUACCCUAUGAAGGCUUUGCUGCGCUUAGAGGCUCUACUGGACCUCGCAAGUUCUGUAUUGAAAAGUGGGGACGGCCAAAUAGCUUACCUAGAGCGCAUACGUGUUUUAAUCGACUGGAUCUUCCACCGUAUCCAACGCCAGAAAUUCUUUACGAAAAAUUACUAUUGGCGGUAGAAGAGACAAAUACGUUCGGUAUAGAGUAAGCUGUACUAGUUUUGAAUGAGUUUUAAGGGUAUAUUACAAUUUUUAAUCGUAAUCAAAAAGUCAAAAUAAUAAUAAGACAUUCUACUCCCGUACAAUGUGUGAUAGGUCAAACUAUAACAUCGGCAUUUAAUAGAUUUUAUUUAUUUGCUAAUUUAUAGCGUACGAUUUUUUUAUCAAUUUAUAAAUUUUAUGGUGUAAAGAAAUUUUAGCUUUUGGAUUGCAUAGUGAGAAAUCAAAAAAAUAUAUUUAUGUCCAUUAUUUACGAAUGAUAUGAAAACCGUCGUAACUUUUGUGUCCAUGUAAUCGUAUGUAUACCGUUGAUUCCGAAAUGCCUUGACAGAAUUUGAAAAAAUAUUCUGACCGUUACACUGCCUUCAUGUAUCAGGGAAGAUAAUUAACAACGACAUAAGUAAAAUGACAAACAGAGAAUUUGUAAAAAGUAUGAAACUCGCAGAGUUCGACGAGAUAAUUUCGACGAUAAAGGUAAAGGUUAAAAAUAAUUAUUCAAAAUACUAAAGAUAGGCUACU
Molecule: messenger RNA, 4288 nt
Organism: Phymastichus coffea
Lineage: Eukaryota; Metazoa; Arthropoda; Insecta; Hymenoptera; Eulophidae
Gene: Hecw
Product: E3 ubiquitin-protein ligase HECW2
Exons: 11
Coding region: 199-3759 (1186 amino acids)
Biological process (GO): regulation of dendrite morphogenesis
Molecular function (GO): ubiquitin-protein transferase activity; protein binding
Source: RefSeq, a predicted model, not a curated record